AUGGAAAAGAUCAUCCUGGACAUGACCAACCUGCAGGGGUUCCGAAGUGGAGUGAAGAAUCGGAAUACAGUUUUCCCCUCCCUGUCCAUCACCCCAGCUGUAGGGGAGUGGCAGGAGGGGGGUGUUAAGGAGCUGCAGUCUCUGAAUGAGGAAGGCUGGACUGUUUUCAUCCGACAGCUUUGUUCCUCCCUUCAAGAACAGAAUCCCUCCACUCCUCUGUCCUCCUCCUCAGCUGCUAAUACUCCACUUUCUACCACAGCAGCUCGCUCCAAACUCAACCUGCUGUGUUACCUCUGCUGUGUAGCUGGACACAAAGUUAUUACUAACAUGCUGAUUAACUCACCACUGCUGUCAGUGUUGACCCAGCAAUUACGACAUGCUCUUAAUUGGGAUGUUAAAGGAAGUACUUUAAGGAUUUCAGGGAUCCUGGGCAUUGCUGCAACACUGCUUGGCACACCAGUCUCCUCUGCAGUGUCCGCAUUAUCAGACCUGUUGAGGGAUAAUCUGAAGAAUAGUAAAGUAAAGCAUUUCCUGCUGCCACCACUUGGGGAGCUUCUCUACCUCAUUGCAUCUCAGGAAGAGAAGAGAGGCUCCCCAGAGGGACUGUGGUUCGUUCCCGCUGCCGCCUACACUGGCUUAAUGAGGAGCCUGCGGGAAGGGGAUGAUUCCAUAGUUCAUCACAUUGCUGCAAAAGCCAUUGAGAACAUCUCCACCACUGAUUCGGGAUCCUCCCACCGCCUGUUCACCACAGAGAUGGGCUCGGCCCUGUGGUACCUGUUCACUCACUCCGAUGUGGAGGCUGUCAGACUCACGGCCAUCUCUUUAUGUUCGCACUCUCUUUUCAGAAUAACCCGGGUGGUCCCAGCAGUCUUCUCAGCUGUGAUUGACACAUGUGGCCCUGCGGCCAUCUUGGGGGGUGUGGGGGGUGCAGGGGCCAGGGUCCAGCAGCACCUGCUCACUGCUAUGGCCACUGCCUUAGUCACCUCACGCAUCCAAACCCACGUCACACAGACCAAGGAUUUGGUGAUGAAGGUGCUGCACUGUCUAGAGAGUCCAUCCACCGUAACAAGAGCCAAAGCAAUACUGCUACUGCUGCUGCUGAUCCAGGACAACUCGGACACACUGCUUUACUGCUGUCGUCACAGAUUCAUCAAAUACUUGGAGAGAGACCUGCGUGAAGCCACACCUCUCAAAGUGAACCCCGGCCAAUCAGAAUACCUGUCUCAGAGUCCGGACUUACUGGUUGUAUAUCUGACCGGCGUUUCACCACUGAUACUGGAGGACGUCCUAUGUGCAUUGAGAGAUGUGAUUGGCAGGAGACACCAAUCUCCAGCUCAGAGCAGACAGCUUAAACACACCUUGCCUUGUAUGUCUGUUGUGCUGGACCUUCUUUCGUCGCAGGUCUUUCGAUCUCAAAUUGUGACUGACGGGUUUCUGGCUCAAUUUGGAUUGCUUCUUAACUAUGUCACCUCUAUAGAGUCCAAUGAAACCAACCUGGCUAGAGCUCUGGGUGCAGUAAUAUUUGAUGAGUUGAUCAGGACAUGUCUGUCCAUCGUGAAAGUCCUGAGUCAGCACCACGCUCUCAUCACUUCACAUCAUCGUGCUGUUGUGGAUGCCAUCCUGCCUCCUCUGACAACACUGGCUUUCAGCAAAAAUGUGGAGUGCUCUGUAGUUGUUUUGAUGGUGCUGUCCGAACUCAGUCUCACCCUGUUGGUCCACGAUGGUGAUAGUUCUAAUAAAGAUGAGAAGACGAAGGAAAAGACAGAAACUCUCAUUUACAAAACUAUUCAGAUCCAAAUGUUGUACUCAUGAAUGUUUGUGUUUAGGUAUGAAUCUCUUCUUCAAGCGGCAGAGCCUGUCCCGCUCUACGCACUCAAACUGCUGGUAUCAAUGACGGAAUACAGCAGGCAGACACAAAGGUUGAUCAAACGCAGUAGGAUCCUACCAACAGUUUUUCAGCUCAUUAUGGCCAAUAGAACUCAUGUUAACAGUGGGAUGGUCCAAAAUGCAGUUGCCUUGCUGUGUAACCUCACUGAAGAUUCAGUCUUAGACCUGGAGCCACUUCACCUGAAAGGCCUAAUGGAGUUGGUCGUGACUACCUUCUCGGCGGCUGCAGUGGUCUACCUGGACGAAGACAGGCAUGCCACAAGGAAGAUCGGCCAUCUUGUGUUAAAAGCUCUUCUGGAACUGCUUCACAACAUACUAAAACAAACAUUACAUCUCGUCCGCUCUGCACUGAAGAGCCAGAGGCUAUCUUGUCCAGCAGUAGACAGGGAGGCAGCAGAGAAUCUGUUCCUAGCCAACAGACCCCUGAGUCAACUCAGCACACCCUUCAUUCACAUGCUGUCCACUGAAAACCAGGAAGUGUGGGCGGAAUCCAUUCCAUGUCUGUACCUAUUGGCCCGGCUGUACCGUGGAGAGGGUCACGACUGCCUGUCACCUUCCUGCUUGCAAAGCUUCUCACACGUGCUCUCCACACACAUGCACAUGAUGACGGCCCAAAUACAGCGCACAACCCUUAGUAUCAUCAAACAGCUGGUGCAGACUACAGACAGAUCUGAUUGGUUAGAAUGUCCUGAAGGGGCGGAUCUAGUGAGUCUACUGAAGGAUAUAACCACAUCUAACAGGUGUCACGUUGAUGUGGUUCCACUGGCUGGUGAAAUCCUCCAGGAGAUCUCUGGAUCCUAG
Molecule: messenger RNA, 2688 nt
Organism: Hippoglossus stenolepis (Pacific halibut)
Lineage: Eukaryota; Metazoa; Chordata; Actinopteri; Pleuronectiformes; Pleuronectidae
Gene: ulk4
Product: unc-51 like kinase 4
Source: RefSeq, a predicted model, not a curated record